Pleuronectes platessa (European plaice) is the source of this 3843-nucleotide messenger RNA. RefSeq names its product chemokine (C-X-C motif) ligand 12b (stromal cell-derived factor 1) (gene cxcl12b). Gene Ontology annotation, molecular function: chemokine activity; chemoattractant activity. The record is from RefSeq and is a predicted model, not a curated record. Gene Ontology annotation, biological process: chemokine-mediated signaling pathway; axon guidance; immune response. The transcript has 4 exons. The coding region runs from base 81 to 389 and encodes 102 amino acids. Gene Ontology annotation, cellular component: extracellular region. Lineage: Eukaryota; Metazoa; Chordata; Actinopteri; Pleuronectiformes; Pleuronectidae.
AGCUGCUGGUCACAGUUGUGCCCUGGAUUCUAGCUGAGAGAGAGAGCAGCCCUCCUGCAGCCUGUGAGUCCACCACCACCAUGGAUGUCAAACUGCUGGCACUGAUGGCUCUGCUGGCCGUGGCCACACAUACACCAGCCUGCAGCGCGAAGCCCAUCAGUCUGGUGGAGCGGUGUUGGUGUCGUUCCACCCUCAACACGGUUCCCCAGCGCUCCAUCAAAGAGCUCAAGUUCCUCCACACGCCCAACUGCCCCUUCCAAGUCAUUGCCAAACUGAAGAAUAACAGGGAAGUCUGCAUCAACCCAGAGACCAAGUGGCUGCAGCAGUACCUGAAGAAUGCCAUCAACAAGGUGAAGAAAUCCAGAAGACGCAACAACAAGAAGAACUAAACACAAGGGAAGACGUGUACGUCGCCAGGCCUGUGCCGAACCUGCAGUAUACACCUCCCUGCCACUGCUACGGAUGCAUGUAAACACGCUGUAUGUACCCGUCCACCUCCCUGGACCACUCGCAGAAACCAGCACUUCACCGCCAAACCGUGCCGUCCCCAUGCAGCACCACCACCGACCCCUCCGGACGCUGUCACCUCGGACGCUCUGUGUCAGCACCGAAUGCAGAUACACCUCGGAAUGACGGGAUGCAUGUUAAUGUCAGAUAUACAGUAUGAGUGUGUGUAUGUGUGUGUGUUUGUACGCUGGGCUAUUGGCAUGAGAGUGUGUGUGUGUGUGUGUGUGAGAAUGUGCUUCACAUGAACUAACUCUGACUGUGUGUGUAUUGUAUUUUGUAACUUCACACGCCUAUAAAGGAACAAACGGAGCUUUCUGUCGCACACGCAGGGUUUUGUGGGUAAUGUUACCUUCAUGGUCCAAAUCUGGUUUGGCAAACAGGAGAAGUGUUUCAUUUAGGGAAAUCCGCCAAGUGAAAACAAUCGGUUUUAUUUACAACAAUACAAUUACCUCAACUUUUGACUGGUGAACGUGGCAUUACUCCAAGACCAAGGGGUCAUGUGGCAGACUGAGACACUGGCCCGUGGGGUUUCCCUCCCCCAAGUGGCGACCAAUCAGGGCUGGUUGUGCUACCACAUGGUCUUGCGUUGUCUUUGAGCUUGCUGCAUGAACGAAACAGAGAUGGAGCUCAGGCAAACUGUUUAUGAAACAAGCACUGAUCUUAUGGUGCUAUAUAUAUAUAUAUCCAGUAUAGAGGGUCAGAGCCUUUGAUAUACUGAAAGUGUAGUUCACUGUUUAUCUUAUGCAAGAUUUGAGGCGGGAUGCUGUGACUUCAAUGUCUUAUAGGAAACCUGUCACAGGAAAGUUAAAGCGCUGUUGAUGGAGUGAGAAGUGAAAAGGGAAAUGGGGAGGUGAUGCAUAACGAAGGCCAUAUUGUACCGAUUAAGACGACACUUAUCAAUGCAGCUUUUUUCCAAUUAAAUAUACACAUGAGUAAACAAAAGCCAAAUAUUGAUUCAUUUAAAUAUGAAUCAUGAAGAAACAGGUGAAAGUGUAACUUUCUAGUUCAUUUAUUUCUAGAUUCAGGUAGAAGAGCUACAUCCACAUUACUAUACAUUUUAGUUGCAGCGAUCUUCGUCCGCAAGAGGGUUUUGGCUCCGUAUAAUUUAUUAGUCCCGGUCCAUACUAACACGCCUGCAAAAGCAUAUCACGUGACCAUUAACGAACACUGGACAAGCGCAUCCUGCUCAAGUCCAAAAGAAAACGGGAAUUGUUGCAGAUUGCUCGUAACAAUUCAUCUUCUGCACGUCUAUCUUUAUAAAAUGCAGAAUUUAACUCCACAACAGCGAUUAGCGAAGACAACAUGGUCAGCAACACUCACACCAAUGCUAAAGCUGGUUGUUUUCUUCAUGCGAUGGGAGCCUGACGAAUCAGACAUGGCUACAUCGUGACUGAAAAGAUCCAAACAGCGAGCGCUUGUGAGUGACACCGUCAUUGUUCCAAAUCAUCUUGAUUCCUGCUCGUCUAACUGAAACGCAGACCUGGCGUUUCCAGACUAAAUUGAGGCCGGCAGCGUUUCCAAACUUCUCGAUUGCAGCAACUCUAAAACUCUGGAGCAGUGUGGACACCAGGUUUGCCCAUAGCAGAGUGGAUGUGUUUCUAAUUGAAAACCUAGUAAUGUGGAUGUAGCCUGAUCUGAAGACUUUUUUUUACACCUUAUCAAAAGGGCAGGAAUAAAUGUCCUGACAACAUUUAAUGCCAGUAUUUUCGUACCAACACCUGUCCUGGGUAGGAAUGAAAAGCUAAAUUAUCAUAAAGAACGUAAAGCUGAAUGAUCAAUGUCACAAAGGGAAUUCUCACGGUGGCAAAGUAUUGAAAGCUGGGUUUUUUAUCAUCCUCUCUUAUAUAUAUUUAAGCCACUUUAUUAUCAGAUGUGUCUUUUAUAUGUAAUGCUUUUAUUUUUAUAUUGUGUAUAAUUUUACUAAAUGUUUUUUAAUGCAAUGUAAAGUAGGCAGUUACUACUAAAUGAAGGCGAUUCCAUAAAAUGCAAAAAACAAACGAAACGGCAUUAAGCUUCAUUUUCAAGGUUUCAUGCAAUAUUUCACUCAUGUGUAAUGGUCUGUUUGCAAUAUGUUAAACACAGAGUGCAAUACAUUCAAGCUCCAAAGGACACAAAUGCCAUCUAAUAACUUUUUUUUAAUACAAAGAUCAAACAAGAUACAAAAUAUUGUCUUUCUGGUUUUGCUUUCAACCGAAUAAAAUCUGCUCCGGCCAACACGCAGUGUUAGAAAACAAAAGGCAGCUGUCAGUGAGUUACAGGAGGGACCAUUCAGCUCGGCCGUGCCCUUCCGACACUUGAUUUGAUUUUUUGCUCGGUUACUGGGGUUGAUGUAUGAUGUGUCGAUGGAGCCACUGAGCCAAAACAGAACAAAACCUUUGAGCCGAGCCGAGCGACCGACAUGUGCUUCCAAUCUGGACACUCCCAGCGUCCCACAGGCCUUCUUCCAAUCUCACUCAACUGCUGCCACUACGCAAAAUUAGGGCCCAAUUUUCUUCCCAUAAAAAUUGUGAUCGAAGUCCUGAAGCUUGUCGUAAUGGUCUUUGUUUAGAUUCCCUUUGUUUUACGUGGCCAAUUUGAAAUCUUUUUCAGCUGAUGGUUCAAUGGUCAUCCAAGUGUAACUUAUUUCUCAUUCAUGCGAUGGAAGUUAAUGGACAUUGAUUUUAUAUCAUUUCACUCAUUUGUUGACGUCCAUUGCCACAGUUACAUCUAGAAAAAAGAUUGGAGGGUCAUUUCUGUAAAGGUCCACUUUUCUAAUAUAUAAUGUGAUCAUUAUCUCAAUUAGAAUAAAUUAAAUUUAAAGUAGUAAACAUUUCAUUAAUAAUUUAUGUGAAUUAGACACGACGAGUAAUUAGCUGUACUAAAUAGACAAGGUGUUUUUUUUUUAGUUGUGUGGCCCCAUUUAACCCCUGCAUUGUCAGAGCCAACCUCAUCAAACAUCCACUGUGCACAGUGUUCACUACCAUUAAACUACUGUAUCAGCCAAACAUACAGAAAACUUUACUAACCCGCACAUUUACCAGCGAAUUGAAGUUAUAUAGAAAAUAUAUGUAUGAGUGUAAAUUUUUGACCAAACGACAGUUUUUACACGACAAAACGUUUUAUCGGCAUUAGUGUGUGGAUAAAUGACCAGAGUGGGAGCAUGUGCUCUGCUUCGGAGCCCGAGACAAUGUGAAAUAACUUCUCCCUCUUUUGAGGCAGCUUCUGACACAUAUUCUUCAUAUACCUGAGAUGUACUGAGACAUUAUCCUGUGUAUUUUUAGUGAUUGUAAACCAAGAGGCAGUGUUUUUAGCUUUGAUACUCGAGCCCUUUUUCAAUAAAGUCAUAUGAAAUAAAAA